This is a messenger RNA of Papaver somniferum (opium poppy), 5677 nucleotides long. RefSeq lists its product as uncharacterized. The record is from RefSeq and is a predicted model, not a curated record. The coding region runs from base 1308 to 2555 and encodes 415 amino acids. The transcript has 2 exons. NCBI's taxonomy places the organism in Eukaryota, Viridiplantae, Streptophyta, Magnoliopsida, Ranunculales, Papaveraceae.
UGAAACAUUCAUUUCUUACCCGAGAAGCAAAGCAGCAGCAAGACAGAUCUGUGAGGUUCUGAAAUGGAAAUGGAAAUGGGUUGUUGACCUAAUUUUGGUGGAGCUAAUCAAUUUCAAAGAAGGGGAUUUGAGGCAAGAAUACAGGAAUUGUAGCUACAGAAAUUUGGGGAUUUUCGGAGUGCAAAGGCAUGAGCGGUGAUUCAAUUGACUUGACUUAGCGCCUGCAGAAUGAGUUCGAUUGUGAACUGGUGAUUCUCAAGGCAUCUCUUCUCAAUCAAUUUGUUGUUGAUGUAUGGAGUUCUCGAUUUGCUAGUGGUCUUGAUAGCGAAUUAGGUCUGAGUUUUGGGGGUUCGAAGUUAAAUGAUGAUGAGUACUUGUUUAGUGGAUCUGUGGUUUAAAGUAUUGAAGGGUCCCUACUGUGAAUUUUGGUCCGAACAAGAAGAUUUUAACAGCAGCAACGUUCCAGCAUGCGAUGAAGUUGGCUGAAUAGGUUUGAUGUUAAUGGAAUGGAAGCUGGGGGUUUCUCGGUGGUUGAUUACUUGCAGUUUUGUUUCAAUUCGUACAAGGAGGUAAACGUGUAAGCUUCAAUCAAAGAAUGGAGAUGGAUUUUGACCUAAUUUGGUAUUGGCUAAUGGUGAUUUUUUGGGUAUUCUGAAAUGUAAAUGAAGAUGAAGUUUCAAGACUAAAAUUCACUGCAGAAAGGGGUCAACAACAUCAACGAAUUUGACGGUCUGUAUGCAGUCUCAAGUUGGAGUUAAUCGAAAGUUCUCGGUCUGAAUAAAUGUAGCGUCAACGGCGUGGUUGCUGAGAUGGUGCUACUAAUAUUUGCACUGGUACAACUAUUACAGAUGGGGUUCAGUUUGUGUGGUUGGAGUUUGAUUGAGAAGGCAAGAUUAAGGUCUUGGCGGUGAACAAGAAAGGAAGUUGUUGUUUCCAUGGUCAUGGCUGUGAACAAGGAGGUGCAGACUGUGGGCGGAGUUGGAUGCUAUGGCCUGACUUUGAAAGGGCCUGAAUUAAGAAAGUGGAGGCUGUGAUUGGACUGGGCUUUGGUGGUCACUGUCACCAAUACAAGAGAAGAACUAGAGUGCUAUUUAAGGAAGGAAUGAGGAGAAGAAAAGGGAGACGGUACCUUAGCUUGAAGAGCGCAACUGGAAUCUCUGGAAAAUAGGCAGAAAAGUAAGUAUUUCGCUGAGCUUUUGCAAGGUGAGUUUGAACUGAAUUCUGCAUUUUGUUAGCUUUCGAAAGAUCUACCUAGUGGUUAGGUAGAGAAUUGUUUAAAUCGUCUUGUUAGAGUUAACUCUUUAUACAUGACGGGAACAAAUGGUGAGGGUACGAACCCUCCGAUUAAAAGUUUGAGAGACUAUAUGUAUCCAACUAGAGUCUCUCAACUUUCUUGUAUUGUUUUGCCUACCACCACAGCAACCUGUGAGAUUAGAGCAAGCACCAUUCAAGCACUUCAUAAAUUUUAUGGCGAGGAGAAUGAAAAUCCUUACUACCACAUUAGAGAUUUUGGAGAAUUCUGUGGAACAAUGAAAUUCAAGGACUUAGCUGAUGAGUAUCUUAAACUUAGGUUGUUCCCUUUUUCCUUAAAGGAUAAGGCUAAAUCUUGGCUAAAUGCGUUAGCUCCUUCUUCAAUUAGUACCUGGAAUGACAUGACUAAUAUAUUCUUGCAUAAAUUCUUUCCUAGGCAUAAAACUACUGCCAUUCGUCAAAAACUAUAUAGUUUUUCGCAACAAGAAGGAGAAUCUCUUUAUGAUUAUUUAGAGAGGUUCCAUGAUCUCUUGUUACAAUGUCCACACCAUGGGUUUGACACUCCUAGGCUCAGGUUGAUCCUUUAUGAGGGAUUAGAUUACAAAACAUUGACUAUGGUAGAAUCACUUUGUGGUGGUAAUUUUCCCGAUAAAAGUGCUGAAGAAGGUUAUAAAUUUUUGCAUGAAGUAGCUAAAAAAAACCAAGAGUGGGAGGCUACAGAAACCAUAAGAUCAGUAACUAGUAGCAAUGGGGUUCACAAAGUUGACAAUGACUUUGAGGCCAAGUUCGCUGGUUUGACACGAAGACUUGAGUCGUUAGAAAGAAAGGCUAAAAUUAAGCCUGUUGAUUUUAUUACACAUCCAUCUUCUAUUCCUAGCGAUUUUUCUAACCAAAAUAUUCCUAGUUUGGAAGAAAGCAUGAGCUUUUUUGUGCAGGCUACUCAAAGAUAUAUGGCGAACUUAGAGCAUCAACUAGACCAGCUUGCUAGCCAACUGAAUGAGCGGGAGAAGGAUCAGAUCUCGCGUCAAAUCCCGCCCAACUCCAAGGGUCCUUUUGAGGUAAGCACAUCUGAUGCUAAGCCGACUCAUCAUGUCCAGGCCUACUCUACUCUAAGAAGUGGACGGAUCGUUGAUAACCAUGUUAGUGAUCAUGAGGAGAACAAGCAAGUUAGGAACCCGCCUGCCAUUACACAGGUUACUCCUUCAACACCAAAGGAAACGAAUGAAACCGAGAAAGGUAAAUCUGAAAUUUCUUAUGUUCCUGGCGCUCCUUUUCCUCAAGCAUUACUACCCCGUAAGAAAUGAGUUAGCUCCAGUGACAUCUUAGAAGUGUUUAAACAGGUUAAAGUUAACAUUCCUCUCUUAGAUGCCAUUAAACAAAUUCCUUCUUAUGCCAAGUUUCUAAGAGAUAUGUGCACUGUGAAACGAAAAUUGAAUGUACAUAAAAAAGCUUUCCUUACUGAACAGGUAAGCUCGAUUAUUACACAGAAAACUUCACCCAAAUUUAAAGAUCCAGGUUGUCCUACGAUUGCUUGCACUAUAGGAGAACAUAGAAUUGAACAUGCAUUGUUAGAUUUAGGGGCCAGUGUGAAUCUCUUGCCAUAUUCUGUGUAUGUGCAGUUAGAACUUGGUAAUUUGAAACCUAUUAAUGUUACCCUUCAAUUGGCUGAUAGGUCCACUAAAAUUCCUAGGGCAGUGGUAGAGGAUGUUCUUAUACAGGUUGAAGGUUUUAUUUAUCCCAUUGAUUUUAUUGUUUUGGAUACUCAACCUGUUUCUAAUCCUAGUGGGCACAUUCCUGUCAUCUUAGGUAGACAUUUCUUGGCUACCUCAAAUGCGGUUAUCAAUUGUCGGAAUGGGAUCAUGGAACUUAAUUUUGGAAAUAUGAAAAUGGAGAUAAACGUGUUUCACCUUUCAAGUUCAUCUUCGAUUUUUGAAACCUGUGAACUUGUAUGCAUGAUUGAUAGUGUGAAUGAUUAUACUUGCUGUUACAAUGAGAAUCUCAAAAAAAAUUCUGAAAACUUUGCAUAUCGUGUGGAGUUUAUUGAAACUGAAUUAUCGGAUAAUUGCUUAUCUUAUUUUGUCGAUUCUGACGAUCGUGUCUUAUACGAAACUUCCUCAUUGAAUCAUUCCUUCAUUGAUCCAUCUAGUAGUUCUCAGAAUGCUUGUAUGAGGAUUGAGUAUAUGGAUACUGGUCAAGUAAUUCACAAUGACAAAAUGGAACAGAAGUUUGUUUGUCUAGAUCUUGAUGCCAACUCCGAUUAUCUCAUGCUUGCUGAAAAUUUUAGUACAUUGCCGCUACUGAUCUCUAGUGAAAGUAAUGUGUCCGGUGGAGUUACUUUAACAUGCUUAGGGGAAAAUUUAUGGUAUAAUACAAGUGUUGACGUGUCUAAACAUCAUUUGCAUGUUAUGCUUAUAUCUGAGUUAUUUCACAUGACCAGAUGGGAGGGUUGGAAUUAUAGUCCUUUUAAUUGCAGGGUUGAUAUCAAUUUGUUUAUUACUGUGGGCUUUAAUCCUUAUUGUUGUAUGAUCCUCUUUUUAGUGGACUUUGUGUGUUGGGUUGAUCCCCAACUUUUCAGGCUUUACAUAUAUGCUGGCAGGUUGCUGUUAUGCAUCAAUCUUCACUUUGUUUGAGACUACUUGUUGCGCGCAAGCAGGGAACAAAUAUCGUUCGCUUCGUGGAAGUCAACCCAUCAGUUUUGUUCCCUUCACUCUAUCUUCUAUUUUCAUUUGCCUUAGAGUUUUCCACCUUAACUCUACGUUGGAUGACUCAAUUACAUUGAGGACAAUGUAAAGUUCAAGUAUGGGGGAGUGCUUAAGUAUGUAUAGAUUUUUGGUAGGCAUUUAAUUUCGUUAUGAAUUUUCUUCAAAAAAAAAAAAAAAAAAAAGUAUAAAGAAAAAAGGGAUCAAUUUUGUGAAGACAUGACCAUAUGUUGAGCGGGUCUUAAAAAUUUUUCUUUUGUAUAACAUGACCAGCUGUUGAGCGGGUCAUUCUGAUUAUCAGUCUCGCUGUUUAGCAGACUUCUUUAAGCCACUAUUUAGUGGUUUAUCUUGUUGUUUAGCAGACAUCUCCCCAUCUCCUAUUUUAUCCAGUUGUUGAGCGGAUACCCCUAAACAUUCAUUUCUCACCCGAGAAGCAAAGCAGCAGCAAGACAGAUCUGUGAGGUUCUGAAAUGGAAAUGAAAAUGGGUUGUUGACCUAAUUUUGGUGGAGCUAAUCAAUUUCAAAGAAGUGGAUUUGAGGCAAGAAUACAGGAAUUGUAGCUACAAAAAUUUGGGGAUUUUCGGAGUGCAAAGGCAUGAGCGGUGAUUCAAUUGACUUGACUUAGCGCCUGCAGAAUGAGUUCGAUUGUGAACUGGUGAUGCUCAAGGCAUCUCUUCUCAAUCAAUUUGUUGUUGAUGUAUGGGGUUCUCGAUUUUCUAGUGGUCUUGAUAGUGAAUUAGGUCUGAGUUUUGGGGGUUCGAAGUUAAAUGAUGAUGAGUACUUGUUUAGUGGAUCUGUGGUUUAAAGUAUUGAAGGGUCCUUACUGUGAAUUUUGGUCCGAACAAGAAGAGUUUAACAGCAGCAACGUUACAGCAGGCGAUGAAGUUGGCUGAAUAGGUUUGAUGUUAAUGGAAUGGAAGCUGGGGGUUUCUCGGUGGUUGAUUACUUGCAGUUUUGUUUCAAUUCGUACAAGGAGGUAAACAUGUAAGCUUCAAUCAAAGAAUGGAGAUGGAUUUUGACCUAACUUGGUAUUGCCUAAUGAUGAUUUUUUGGGUAUUCUGAAAUGUAAAUGAAGAUGAAGUUUCAAGACUAAAAUUCACUGCAGAAAGGGGUCAACAAUAUCAACGAAUUUGAGGGUCUGUAUGCAGUCUCAAGAUGGAGUUAAUCGAAAGUUCUCGGUCUGAAUAAAUGCAGCGUCAACGGCGUGGUUGCUGAGAUGGUGCUUUGCACUGGUACAACUAUUACAGAUGGGGUUCAGUUUGUGUGGUUGGAGUUUGAUUGAGAAGGCAAGAUUAAGGUCUUGGCGGUGAACAAGAAAGGAAGGUGUUGUUGCCAUGGUCAUGGCUGUGAACAAGGAGGUGCAGACUGUGGCCGGAGUUGGAUGUUAUGGCCUGACUUUGAAAGGGCCUGAAUUAAGAAAGUGGAGGCUGUGAUUGGACUGGGCUUUGGUGGUCGCUGUCACCAAUACAAGAGAAGAACUAAAGUGCUAUUUAAGGAGGAAUGAGGAGAAGAAAAGGGAGACGGUAAUCAGGGAAGAAACUAGGUUUUGCUAUUUUGCUUUCUGCAAUUCAUAUGCUUUACUUGUUAUUAUCUAUAUUAUUUUUGAGGGCUUUUAUAGCUAAACUCCUUAUUAGGGUGAAAGAUGAACUUGUAGGUUGAAUUUACUUGUGUUCUCAAACAAUGGUUUCAAAAAAAAAAGGUUAACGUAAUGUUUGUGUUUCUCAAAA